AAUUGACACAUCUUUGCAUUUUGUGAUUUAAAAUUUGAUAAAUAUUUUCAAAAAUAAAAAUUAUACAUACAAUGUAUGAAAAUAAAUUGAUUGUAUUUUUUUUCUUAGUUCAUUGUGUUUCGCAUGUAUUCUCCGGCUGUGAUCUCUCGGAAGGCGAUGCCUGUGGAAUGAAGGGAUCGUUUUUUGGUAACCGUAAUGUAUUGAUACCCACCAGUGAAGCCGAAAUGGACACACAUUGCAGCACAAUUCUCGAUAGCAUUAAAUGUCUUCAGGACUUUACCAAUAAUUGUCUAAAGGGUUUCGUUCAGGCGGCCAUUAAGAUGGCGGUGGGAAACGCGGACAAGCAUUUAAUGAAACGGUGCGACAAUCCGGACGAUCGCAAAGAGUUUCUGAAACACGUGUCGUGUCUGACGGAUAAGCAGAAGAUGGAACCGAUGCACAUCUGCGCUGAGAAGAAUGCCGUAAUGAUGGAGACUCUGGUGAACGUAGAUCUGGCCGAUCGCAUACCCGCCGGCUGUUGUAUUUUCCACUCAUUCCAGGACUGCAUUCGACAGAACAUGAAAACCCAGUGCGGAGACGACGCCAAAGACUAUUGGGAUGAAGUGAUCAAUGAAAUUGCGGAGGACUCGGUGUCGUACACGUGCUCUAACUUUGAAUCAGUUGCUAAAUGCGAUAAAGAGCUGAAUCCGAAAGUAUGGUCUGAUCUGAAGGGCACUGGUGGCAACUCAUUGCUCACUGAUUUAGCACUGGUAACUAAAGUGAACAAGGUGGUCGUGCCGAGUGUCACUCUCGCCGGCGCCGCUGGGAUUUCAAUCCAAAACGAGGCAAACGAUGAAAUGACUAUCAAAACGGUUGGGAUAUAG
This is a messenger RNA of Medioppia subpectinata, 863 nucleotides long. Lineage: Eukaryota; Metazoa; Arthropoda; Arachnida; Sarcoptiformes; Oppiidae. The record is from the annotation of a GenBank genome assembly.